Closterium sp. NIES-65 is the source of this 2436-nucleotide messenger RNA. The record is from the annotation of a GenBank genome assembly. NCBI's taxonomy places the organism in Eukaryota, Viridiplantae, Streptophyta, Zygnematophyceae, Desmidiales, Closteriaceae.
AUGGCGACGCUUGAUGUUCUCGCGUUUGAGCCUGACGGUCGCCCGAUCGAGUUCGCUGUGUGGCUCGACGAUCUCCAACUGUUCCUUCUGACCAAUGCCAAAGACGGCGUUUCACUGUUCGAUUACGUGUCUGGCACUGCCGUUGCUCCUGCUGACGAUGCUACUGCUCUUGAACGCUCACAGUGGCAGACUCGUGAUGCUGCUGGACGCCUAGCUAUUAGGAACCAUUUGCCGAUCACUGAGCGCGCGCAUUUCAGCCGGCACAAAACUGCUAAGGCACUGUACGGCGCUGUAGUUGCGCGCUACUCCUCCCCGGCCACUGCAGCCCUAGCCCUAGACCCUACCACUCUCCCUGUCGCCGACUUCGAGAAGCACCUCCUAGCAGCAGAGAAGAACAUCCUCGCUGUAGGUGCUGCUCGUGGUACUCCUCGCUCUCCCCUCUUUGAGGGAUGCUCCCCCUCCCCUCUUACCCCCACCUACGCCUCCGCAGCUGCUGCUGUCGACUUCCUUGGUGCCGAGAAGGUCGCAGUUGCUUCCGCUCCUAGUGGGAAGCGCAGCGGUUCCAAGGGAGGCAAGGGUGGCAGGGGUGGCGGACGUGGCAAUGGAGGGGGCGGUGGUGGAGGUGGCGGGGGAGGUGGAGGUGGUGGGGGUGGUCGUGGGGGUGGCGGUGGUGGUGGGGUCAGUGGUGGUGCCGGGAGCGGUGGCGGUGGCGGCGGCGGUGGUGGCGGAGGGGGGAGUAGUGGUGGCAGCGGUGGUGGGGGCUUGGGUGACACCGGUGGUCCUCGCGCUGGUCGCCAGUGCACAGGGUUUCAUACUGAGUAUCGCUGCUUCGCUCGGCUUAGCGACGCCUGGCGCGUCAAGUUUCCUGAUGCUACUGAGUUCCCCAACUGGGCAGACCUGCUUAGGCGUGAUGUACCUAUCUUUGAUCUUGACUAUGAGGCUAUUCUUGCUGCCAUGUAUGCAUUGACUGUUAGUGCUGAGGGUGACUGCUACUUGUGUGUGCUGCCUGAGCCCGGUAUAGCCCCAGGUAUAGCGCCUGUGGCACUAGGUGCUUGUGAGUCUGCUCCCCCUGGUACUGCGUCCGCACAGGCCUUGCACACCUUCACACUUGACUCUGGUGCUUCCCGCUGUUUCUUUCGCGACAGCACCACAGUCACUCCCCUCCCUGCACCUGUCCCUGUCUCACUGGCUGACCCCUCUGGGGGCCCAGUGCUUGCACGGUCUUCCACUGUGCUUCCGUGUCCGGUGGUCCCGUCUGGUGAGCUGUCUGGUCUCCACCUCCCCUCGUUCUCUACGAACUUGGUGAGCAAUGCCGUCCUUCAGGAUCCCUGGGUUGACACCUUUACUCCUGGAGGACAGCGUGUGGCGAUCUGCACGUCCCUACCUGCGCUCCCUCCCUCGCCUGCGCUGCCCUGCAUUCCUUGCGUCGAGGGGCGGCAGCGCGCCGCUCCUCACUCCUCCUCGUUCCCUCUCACAGAGGCUCCACUGCACACUCUCCACCUGGACGUGUGGGGCCCAGCCCGCGUCCGUGGACAGGGCCACGAGCGCUACUUCCUACUGGUCGUCGACGACUACACGCGUUACACCACGGUCUUCCCCUUGCAACGCAAGGGGGAGGUCCCUGAUGUUUUGAUCCCCUGGAUCCGCGCUGUUCGUCUCCAGCUCUGUGAGCGGUUCCAGUCGGACUUUCCUGUCCUGCGUCUGCACUCCAACAAAGGUGGUGAGUUCUCCUCAGACCUCUUGGCGGCCUUCUGUGCGGAGCACGGCAUCUGCCAGACGUUCACGCUUCCGGCCUCUCCGCAGCAGAAUGGGGUUGCUGAGCGCCGCAUUGGCUUAGUCAUGGAGGUCGCUCGUACCUCCAUGAUCCAUGCGGUUGCCCCCCAUUUUCUGUGGCCGUUUGCGGUCCGGUACGCCAUGCAUCAGCUCAACCUCUGGCCCCGUGUCUCCUUGCCGGAGACCUCGCCCACACUGCUGUGGACGGGGAAGGUUGGCGAUGCGUCGCGUUUCCGGGUCUGGGGUGCUCGUGCCUUUGUCCGCGAUACCACCGCGGACAAGCUCUCCCCUCGCGCCAUUCCCUGCGUCUUCCUUGGCUUUGUCCCUGACGCGCCUGGCUGGCAGUUCUACGACCCAGCCACGCGUCGUAUCAUUGCGUCUCAGGACGUCACCUUUGACAAGUCCGUCCCCUUUUACCGUCUCUUUCCCUACCGCACUGCCCCUCGCCCCCCCCCACCGCUCUUUCUCGCCCCAGGACCUCCCCAGGUAGACCCCCUCCCCGCGCCAGGUCCUGCUCCUUCAGGUGUCUCUCAGGUGGACCCUUCCGUACCUGCUCUUGUUGAGGUCACUGGUGACUCAGGUCCUGCUUGGGGGUGGUGCUGUCCCUGGGGGUACGGAGUUUGGGGGUGCGGAGCUUGGGGGUGCGGAGCGUGGGGGUGUUGA